AUGCCUGAUUCUGACAGAAAAGUUGACGAUUUGACCACAAAGCUCCGACAUAUUAUUCUAAACACACGAGUGCCUCUUGUUCUUCCUGGGUUUCAAACUAAUUGGACCUGCUUUAGUGGCACUCUAUCCAAUUGGUGUGAAAUUUUUGAUCGGAAAGCCAAUUGCCUACCAAUUUUUGAGCGCAUGCUGCUCUCUGAUAGCAAUACCCCACAAUGGGAACGAAAGCGGACGCAGCUGGGCAUGACAACUAAAAAUUUUUUACAGCAUCAUCACAUGACACAGCCUUACUGGACAGCCUAUCACUAUAAACGUGCAGAAGAGCUGCCGGCGGCAUGCAAAGAGGGCAUAGAUUUCGGUUGCUUUGGGUUCGAGGAGCAUGGGAACGAUUACACCUUCUGGCUGGGCUCACAAGGCGCCAAUACACCUUGCCACUAUGACACGUUUGGUGUAAAUAUUGUUGUUCAAGUGUAUGGUAGCAAAUCUUGGUUGCUCUUCCCACCGGACACUCCCCUUAAGAGCACCCGCAUACCAUAUGAAGAGUCCAGUGUUUACUGUCGGGAAAAUUUCUUUGCACCCGCUCCCAAGGAGUUGGCCAGCUUGGAGAAGUAUCAAUCUCAGGCUUAUCACUGUGUUCUCGCUGCCGGCGAUGUGCUUAUCGUGCCUCGUCACUGGUGGCAUUAUGCAGAGGCGUUGGAAACUUCCUUGAGCGUUAACUACUGGGUACCACUGAAACGUGACUUGGACAUAGCCUUUGAAGAGCUUAUAGUUAAGCACAUGGUCGAGAGUUUUGCUAAAAACGAGAGCGAAGAAGUAAAACGCUACUUGCUAAAUCCAAAUCAGCUGGAGGAGAUUGUAUUAAAGCCCACUGACCUAUUUGAUCAGUUCGAGCGGGCAAUAAAGAGCGCCGAAAGUACAGAGAGCAAGCGAAACCAUUGGAAUAAUGAAUAUUUAAGCCAGGAAGAAGUGAAUCAACUGUUGAACUGCCUAGAGUUGCAAGUGCACCCAUUGCAAAUUAUGUCGCAGGAUGCUUACACGCAUUUACUGACAACCAAUGCAUUGCGUCAUACUUCAAGCCCCACAGAAUCGCAGGUGCUAAGCCCCACGCUGGAGCUCUUGAUAAAUAGCAUGUGUGCACCCGUCAGUAUUUCCUCGAUCAAGCGCGAGUUUUUUCAAAGAUUGGGCGAAGGCAGAUUAUAGUUCUGUGAAACAUUUA
This is a messenger RNA of Scaptodrosophila lebanonensis, 1213 nucleotides long. It is a transcript of the gene HSPBAP1, whose product is annotated as HSPB1-associated protein 1. Lineage: Eukaryota; Metazoa; Arthropoda; Insecta; Diptera; Drosophilidae. The coding region runs from base 1 to 1197 and encodes 398 amino acids. The record is from RefSeq and is a predicted model, not a curated record. The transcript has a single exon. Gene Ontology annotation, molecular function: 2-oxoglutarate-dependent dioxygenase activity.